Molecule: messenger RNA, 1034 nt
Organism: Carya illinoinensis
Lineage: Eukaryota; Viridiplantae; Streptophyta; Magnoliopsida; Fagales; Juglandaceae
Exons: 2
Coding region: 367-720 (117 amino acids)
Source: RefSeq, a predicted model, not a curated record
UGCGUAUUGGCUCUCUCUCUCAGCACGAAAUUCCUUCCUUCUUCAACCUUCGCAUUGGCCGCCCGCUGCCAAAAGUUGAUGCCUUGAGAAGGGGAUAGGCGAGGAGGGCACCCUUUUUUAAACUUUUUGCAGUUUCUGGGUCUCUCCGAUUACGCGCUUCCUUAAAUUAAAUUCGAGCGUUUCAGUGUACGAAAAACAUCUUCCCCAGUAGCACGCACACAAAGGAAAAAGAACCUGUCCUUUGUUUCUGAUUUUAGUACGACCUUUUGAGUAUUGUAAGCAGAACCUACCAGCCCAGAUGAUUUGAUUUGAGUUUGAAUUUGAAUUUGAUUUGAUGGUGGGAAUAGACUAGAGCGAAAGAGAGAGAUGUCUUUGAGAAUUAAGGCGGUGGUGGACAAGUUCGUGCAGGAGCUGAAGGAAGCACUGGAUGCGGAUAUUCAGGACAGAAUCAUGAAGGAGAGAGAGAUGCAGAGCUACAUCCAGGAGCGCGAACGCGAAGUCGCGGAGCGCGAAGCCGCUUGGAAGGCUGAGCUUUCUCGUCGCGAGGCAGAAAUUGCCCGACAAGAAGCGAGGCUGAAGAUGGAGAAAGAAAAUCUUGAGAAAGAGAAAAGUGUCCUAAUGGGAACUGCAUCAAAUCAAGACAAUCAAGAUGGAGCUCUUGAAAUCACUGUAAGCGGUGAAAAGUAUCGAUGCCUCAGGUUUGCGAAGGCAAAAAAGUGAGGGUUUACAUGGAAGCAUGGAAAAAAUAAGAAAGAUUUAGAGAUAGAAAUCCAUAGUUGGGUGUGAUUACCCUCAAUCCUAUUUUGGGUGCUUCAAAUGUGUACAUCUACCUCCGUAUAAUCUGAUUUGACCAUGUUUCUUGGGCCUAUUAUUUAAUUCAUCGCAGAAGGUAGGUUUUGUGUUAGCAACAGUGAAGUAUUAUAUCUGAAUGACUGAUAAGCUGGUAAGAUUUGAUGGUCUUGAGCUAGGCUAUGAUAGUGUUAAUAUAAAGUCUUGAACUAACAGUGAUUAUUAAAGUCUUUCCUUCUGGGAAA